Messenger RNA from Saccoglossus kowalevskii, 646 nucleotides. RefSeq names its product mitochondrial inner membrane m-AAA protease component AFG3L2. Gene Ontology annotation, cellular component: m-AAA complex; membrane. Gene Ontology annotation, molecular function: ATP-dependent peptidase activity; ATP hydrolysis activity; zinc ion binding. The record is from RefSeq and is a predicted model, not a curated record. Gene Ontology annotation, biological process: mitochondrial protein processing. Lineage: Eukaryota; Metazoa; Hemichordata; Enteropneusta; Harrimaniidae.
AUUUAUUUCUGUGAGAACAGCAUGAGGAUGGUGCCAGUGGUGAUACGUCUUUAAUUUUGAUAAUACUGCUUCUGCAACUUAUUGAGAGGCUGUAAUGGCUUACCGAUCUGUUACACUAAGUCGCACAUUAGAGGUGUUAGUGCAAAGAAACUGCCUUCCGAGGGUGUUGAUGGGUCAACGCUGCUCACUAGUCGGCUGUUGCAAAUCAAGAAGGCUUCAUAGUACUACUAGUUUAUCAAAAGUUGUUCAAGAAUGGAGGCGGUUUUGCUCCAAACCGCCGAAAGGUUUUGAAAAGUUCUUCAAGGGUCGUAACAAAGAAGCACCAAAAUCUAAAUCAUCACAAUCAACAAAACCUAAGGAAGUGAAAGAACCAGAGAAACCUCCUCCAUCUAGAGCUAGUACAGGAAGCAGUAGUCGCAGUAGUGAAAAUAAAACAGAUAAUAUAUGGAAUUCUUAUUUUGGUAGUAAUAGUGGUGGCACUCCAAAGGGGAGAAAACCAAUUGAUGAUAAGGAGAGACAGCAGUUAAUUUACAGUGUCUUGGCAACUGCAGCUGGGGCUGCUUUUAUUAGUUAUUUUAUGUUUGGUGGUAGUGCUGUGGAAAUUACAUGGAAACAGUUUGCCCAGGAGUAUUUACCAAAGGGUUCG